Balaenoptera ricei (Rice's whale) is the source of this 1338-nucleotide messenger RNA. RefSeq names its product cytochrome P450 2C18-like. Gene Ontology annotation, molecular function: heme binding; oxidoreductase activity, acting on paired donors, with incorporation or reduction of molecular oxygen, reduced flavin or flavoprotein as one donor, and incorporation of one atom of oxygen; iron ion binding. NCBI's taxonomy places the organism in Eukaryota, Metazoa, Chordata, Mammalia, Artiodactyla, Balaenopteridae. The record is from RefSeq and is a predicted model, not a curated record. Gene Ontology annotation, cellular component: cytoplasm; intracellular membrane-bounded organelle. Gene Ontology annotation, biological process: xenobiotic metabolic process. The transcript has 9 exons.
AUGGAGCUGCAGGGGGAGGUCAGCCUGGCACUCAUGCUCUGUCUCUCCUGUCUGCUUCUCCUCUCACUCUGGAAAGAGAGCUCUGGGAAAGGGCAGCUCCCGACUGGCCCCACUCCUCUCCCAAUUCUUGGAAAUAUCCUAUAGUUAGAUGUUAAGGACAUCAGCAAAUCCUUAACCAAUCUCUCAAAAGCGUAUGGCCCUGUGUUCACUGGGUAUUUUGGCUUGAAGCCCACCAUUGUGUUGCAUGGUUAUGAAGCAGUGAAAGAAGCCCUGAUUGAUCUGUGAGAAGAGUUUCCUGGAAGAGGCAGUCUCCCUGUGUCUCAAAGAGUUAAUAAAGGACAUGGAAUCCUCUUUAGCAAUGGAAAGAGAUGGAAGGAGAUCUGGCGCAUCUCCCUCAUGACACUGUGGCAUUUCGGGGUGGGGAAGAGGAGCAUUGAGGACCGAGUUCAAGAGGAAGCCCACUGCCUUGUGGAGGAGUUGAGAAAAGCCAGUGGGUCACCCUGUGAUCCCACUUUCAUCCUGGGCUGUGCUCCCUGCAAUGUGAUCUGCUCCAUUAUUUUCCAGAAUCGUUUUGAUUAUACAGAUCAGAAUUUUGUUAACUUGCUGGAAAACUUUAAUGAAAACCUCAGGAUUUAUGAGCUCCCCAUGGAUCCGGGGGAGGAAAAGCACAAUCAACAGAUGGAGUUUACUUUUGAAAACUUGAUAGCCGCUGUAACUGAUUUGUUUGGAGCUGGGACAGAGAAAACGAACACCACACUGAGAUAUGGGCUCCUCCUCCUGCUAAAAUACCAAGAGGUCACAGCUAAAGUCCAGAAAGAGAUUGACUGUGUGAUUGGCAGACACCAGAGUCCCUGCAUGCAGGACAGGAGCCACAUGCCCUACAUGGAUGCUGUGGUGCAUGAGAUCCAGAGAUACAGUGACCUUAUCCCCACCAACCUGCCCCAUGCAGUGACCCGUGACGUUAAAUUCAGAAACUAUUUCCUCCCCAGGGGCACGACUAUAGUAACAUUGCUGAGUUCUGUGCUACAUGAUGACAAAGAAUUCCCCAACCCAGAGGUGUUUGACCCAGUCCACUUCCUGGAUGAGAGUGGCAACUUUAAGAAGAGUGACUACUUCAUGGCUUUCUCAGCAGAUACCUUAUGUGUGUUAUUUUUGGGAAAACAAAAUUGUAUGGGAGAAGGCCUGGUCCGCAUGGAGCUGUUUUUAUUCCUAACCAGCAUUUUACAGAAAUUUACCCUGAAAUCUGUGGUUGACCCAAAGGACAUCAACACCACCCCAAUUUCUAGUGGGUUUGGCCGUGUUCCGCCCUCAUACCAGUUCUGCUUCAUUCCUGUGUGA